AUGAAAGAAAAAAUCCACCUCCUCCUCAUAUGCAUAUUCUCUGCUUCCUCCUCGGCUUUACCAACUCUAGAACGCUCAGAAGCGAGCCAAUUUCUUUCCCGGCAAAGAAGAGCGAACUCUGGCGGAAUUGAAGAAAUCUCGGAGGGAAACUUGGAGCGAGAAUGCAUCGAAGAGGUGUGCAAUUUUGAAGAAGCGCGAGAAGUGUUCGAAAAUCAUGACCAGACGAUUCAAUGGUGGGAGACUAACCAUCCCAGCAAAACGAGCAAGAAGACGCCGACGGGGGUGAUCAUCGGAGUUGUCUGCGGAUUGAUUGCGUUUAUUAUCAUCAUCGCCAUUAUUAUUUUCGCUGCGAAAUCCGCCGAAAGAAGCUCUAGAACCAAGUACCACUCGAACUAUCCGAACCGGAAUGAGUCCGGCCCCCCUCCGCCUUAUGAAGUCGCGCAAGGAGUGCUCCACACUGGAAACAGCCAAAUGCCACAGAUCAAGAUUCGUGAUCCAGCGCUGCGACAAGCUGUUGCUUCUUGCUACAUCGAAAGAAAUCGAAUUCAUUUAGGACGAAAAAUCAAGGAAGGAAAUUUCGGAGUGGUCUACGAAGCAAAAUGGAACCAAAGCGCGGAAAGAACUCGUCGUGUCGCGGCGAAAACGAUGAAGAAUAUCGAAUCGCAGCAGCAACUCGAGAAUUUUUUGAAAGAAGGAGUCAUGAUGAAAGAAUUCAACCACCCGAAUAUCAUCAAAAUCUAUGGCGUCUGCACUGCUCCUGGUGAAUAUCCCAUCAUCAUUCUUCCCUUCAUGGAAAAUGGCGAUCUUCGAUCUUUCUUGCGCGAUUCAAGCAACGAAAUCACUGUGGCAGAACUGAUCGGCUAUUGCGUCGACAUUUGCGCUGGAAUGGAGCAUUUAGCAACGAAGGGCAAAGUUCAUCGUGAUCUUGCUGCUAGAAACGUCCUCGUUGGAUCGUACAAUGACGAAAUUGAACGACACAUUAUCAAAGUUGGCGAUUUUGGAUUGAGCCGCGAUUUGAAUCAAUCCGAUUAUUACAGAUCGACGCAGCACUCGGAACUGCCGCUAAAGUGGAUGUCCCCGGAGAGCAUUCGCUACCAUCGUUACACAGAGAAAUCCGAUGUUUGGUCAUUCGGCGUUACAAUGUGGGAAACAAUGACGCGCGCGGUCGCGCCUUACGCCACAGUUGAUCCGGUUUACAUUCUCGAUCAUAUUGACAGUGGCAACCGUCUGGAAAAGCCGAGACAUUGCCCUGAAAAUGUUUAUAAAGUCAUGAAGUCUUGUUGGGCAGGAAAUGCUGAUAAUCGGCCAACAUUCGCGACUCUUUUAACGAAAUUAUUGGAUAUUUAUAAUCGCCGAAUAGACCAACUACGCGCCGAGCAAGACGCACUCAAUCAAUCCUACCCAGAUACAAGAUCCCGACUGAGCUCGAACCGCGACGAAGAUAAUCUCGAAAUCACGAGGCUAUCACACCAGCCCUCGGAAAUGACUACCAACGACUAUAAUCCAGAGCCACACAUGAUCUAA
This is a messenger RNA of Oikopleura dioica, 1524 nucleotides long. NCBI's taxonomy places the organism in Eukaryota, Metazoa, Chordata, Appendicularia, Copelata, Oikopleuridae. The record is from the annotation of a GenBank genome assembly.